Vombatus ursinus (common wombat) is the source of this 4222-nucleotide messenger RNA. RefSeq names its product cell division cycle 25B (gene CDC25B). NCBI's taxonomy places the organism in Eukaryota, Metazoa, Chordata, Mammalia, Diprotodontia, Vombatidae. Gene Ontology annotation, molecular function: protein tyrosine phosphatase activity. The coding region runs from base 376 to 2223 and encodes 615 amino acids. The record is from RefSeq and is a predicted model, not a curated record. The transcript is spliced from 15 exons. Gene Ontology annotation, cellular component: cytoplasm; nucleus. Gene Ontology annotation, biological process: G2/M transition of mitotic cell cycle; protein dephosphorylation; positive regulation of G2/MI transition of meiotic cell cycle.
UUCCUCCUUUUCCUCCCUCUUCUUCUCCUCCUCCUGUCCCUCUUCCCCUUCCCUCCAGUCCCCGUUGUCUCCCAGUGCCCUGCGGGGGCUCGGGCAUCUGUGCACCCUUGCGCCCCAGUGCCCGUGCGCCCUCGAGCCGCGCCAGCCUCCCUCCCUCCUCUCCCGGGCGCAUUGUCUUGUCUUUUACGCUGUUGCAGUUUCAGCCUCCUUUCUCCGGAGGGGAAGAGGCGCCUCGCCGGUUCCAACCUCUGGCGCAUCUGGGCUCGCCUUCUGUGCCGCCUUGAGCUACGCUGAGCCUGCCUGGGCCCGGCCUCUUGCCUUUCCCUUUUUUCUUCUUCCUUCUGCCCCUUGUUCCUCACCCCACCCCCAGCCACGAUGAUGGAGCAGCAGCCGCCUCUCUGGGAUGCUCCCGCAGAGGCAGACCGCAGCCCGGAACGCCGGGAACGGCUUGGGGCCCCGCGGCCAACUCGGCUAGUCCCCGGACUGCUGCAGCCCACGGUACGGGGGCUAUUCGCCUCCCCGGACCCCGUGGCCUCCUCCUCCCCGGUCACCACACUCACGCGAACGAUGAACGACCUCACCGGCCUGGGGAGUGAGACCCCCAAGAGAAAAAAGCAAAGCCUGGCCUUCCGGAGCAGAGUAGUCUCGCUAUCCCAGGAAUCCUUGUCUUCCGAGGCCUCAGAUUCAUCAGAAUUUUCAGAUGCCGGUCUCUCCAUGGAUUCACCAAGCCCCAUGGACCCCCAGGCAAUGGACCGUGUGUUUCAGGAGGCAAUCCGAGAGGCUGGCCAAGUUCGAGAAGAGAGACUUCCCAUCAGACGUUUCCAGUCUUUGCCAAUGAGACUCUUGGGAUCCAGCCCAGCCUUAAGGAAUAUCACCAACUCCAGGGCCCUGAACAUGCCCCGAAAGAGCAUGGGUGACAUCCAGAUGGACAGCGGAGAAGACAAGGAGAAUGUGAGCUGGGCACUUGGUGGACAUGUAGUCAGGGGAGGGGCGGUGGAUUGGGAAUGCAGUGCCAUCCGAUGGUGGUUUGACCUGAUAGGCCUUCUCCUGCAGGAAGGAUUUGUCUUCAAGAUGCCCUGCAGACCAGUGGGGCACAGCCGGUCCACAGCUGCUGAGUGGGCCAGCCGGAGGGAAGCUUUUGCCCAGAGGCCAAACUCAGCCCCCAAUCUGAUGUGUUUCUCUCCAGGAGAGAAGGAACAGGACCUGCGUCUCCUGCCCCUGCGCCGCUUCUCCAUGAACCCUGCUUCUUCCAGUGGGGAAGAUGCCAGUGAUGAUGGAGAUGAUGGAUUUAUGGACAUCCUCGAAGAUGACCUGAAGAAUGAGGAGGAGGUUCCCCCGGGGAUGGAAAGCCUCAUCAGUGCUCCUUUGGUCAAGAAAGAAGAGGAGGAAAGUGGACAGUCUUUAGUCAUGCACAGCAAGUGCCGCAGACUCUUCCGCUCUCCCUCCAUGCCCAGCAGCUCCAUCAGGCCGGUCCUAAAGCGGCUGGAGCGGCCCCGGGACAAGGACACUCCGGUCAAGAACAAGCGCAGGAAGAGCGUGACCAUCCCGACCACCGCCCUGGAGGAGAAGGAGGAAGAGCCGAAACCUCGACUUCUCCGUUCCAAGUCUUUAUGUCAUGACGAAAUUGAGACCAUCUUGGACAAUGAUCCCAGAGAGCUGAUUGGGGAUUACUCUAAGGCAUUUCUCUUGCAGACGAUAGAUGGGCGCCACCAAGACCUUAAGUACAUAUCACCCGAGACGAUGGUGGCCGUAUUAACAGGGAAGUUUAGCAAUAUUGUGGAGAAAUGUGUCAUCCUGGAUUGCAGAUAUCCCUACGAGUUUGAGGGUGGUCACAUCAAGGGUGCGGUCAACCUCCCCUUGGAACAAGACGCAGAGAAUUUCCUGCUGGUGAAUCCCAUUCUCCCCAGCGAGGACAAGAGGGUCAUCUUAAUUUUCCACUGUGAAUUCUCCUCCGAGCGAGGGCCUCGAAUGUGCCGAUUCAUCCGAGAGAGAGACAGAGCCGCCAAUGACUACCCAAGCCUGUACUACCCCGAAAUGUACAUCCUCAAAGGGGGAUACAAGGACUUCUUCCCGCAGUACCCGACCUUCUGUGAGCCCCAGGACUACCGGCCCAUGAAUCACCAAGACUUCAAGGAAGACUUUAAGAGGUUUCGCCUGAAGAGCCGCACCUGGUCGGGAGAGCGAAGCAAGCGGGAGAUGUACAGCCGCCUGAAGGACUUCUGAGGGCGCGGGGAGCCAGGCUGGACCACUCUCCUCCCCCGGCCCCUCUUGUCUCCUCGCCUCCUCUCCUUCCCGCUCCCCGUCUCCCCCCGGCCGCUGGGAGACCCCCCACACCUGACUCUCCUGGGGUCUGUCCUGAAGAGGCUCCCACCCCACGUGGGGGGCCUGGUUCCUGGACGUGGCUUUUCCUCUUGCCGAAUUCCAACUUUUCCUGGGGAAAAGUCCCCCUCUCUCCCUUCUUCCCCAUUUAUUUAAUUAUUUGUUGGACUUGAACCGAGGGGUCCAACCGAGGGCCAUGCUGCCUUGGUGGUGGGUGGCAGCUGCCCGCUGUGCCAGUCCCAGGGGCUUCAGACCCGCUCUGAUGUCUAGUGGCCUACUCUGUGUGUCUGGAUCAAGGAUGCUGGGGCCAUCCUAGAUCUUAGAAGGUGCUCAGCUGGCCUCUCUACUCCGGUGGGAGGUUUUCUGCCAUGGAAUUGUCUAGGAUUUCACUCCCAUCCUGCCCAGCUAACUCCCGUGCUCCUCCUACCCACGACAGGAUUUUGUGUUUUGUGUGUUUUUUGUAUUUCUCUUUUUCAUCUUUGGCCCUUUGCCUGUUUUUUGUUUUUUGGGGGUUGAAAGGCAAGAGGAGCCUGGUUUGACAUUAGCUCAGGCCCUGUGGGGUCUCCUCUGGGGACAAAAAGGGAUCUCGCUUGCUCAAAGGAACAGUUGGGGAUGGAGUUUAGAUCUUUUUUUUCCCCUUACGCAUUUAUUUUCUUGGAUUUGAAGUUUGUGCUAUCCUGAAUCCAAAAUAGAUUGGUUAUGCAAAUUGUAUAAAAGAUUGUGCUUAGGUGGGUGGGAAGACUGUCCCAUGUGAAUGAGGGAGAAAGCUCAGGGAUCUCCCUCUGCUGACUGCUAAACAUUUCAUUUAUUUUCUGAAAACAAAGCCUCUUGAAGGGAGUUUCACUCCCCGUUCCCCCCACCCCAGCCACCUUUGAGCCCUUGCUGCUGUUUGACUAUGAAAUGGUCCAUCCCAGGGAGAAGGGCUGAGUGGGCCAUCCUCAAGCCCAGGAUACCUCCUUCUACCGUGCCCAGAAAGGGCAGUCUGCACACUUCUGUCUUUAAAAAAAAAAAAAAUUUAAAGGUAUAAGGGGGAUGGAAAAUGUCUUUUUUUGUUUGUUUGUUGAAAAAGCACUUCAUAAACUUGCACAGUAUCAAGUUGUUUUCUUUUUCCGCCCAUUUGGUGGUAGCCUGCUGGGCCUGCCAGGGGAGGGAUGGGGUUCAGGGGCUCUAAACCCAGCUGGGAUGCGAUGUAGCGUUGUAGGCAAGAAGGGGGUAGCACUCAGGCCUGCCCUCUGCCUAAGGAGGAGACCUAUAGGCUUGGGUUUUUUUCCCCUUGAAUCAGACCCCAAAGACAGUUGGGUAGAGGUGUGAGAACUGGGCACUGUGGGAGGGGGCAGACAAGAUUCAGGCAUUGUGGAAAACUUGUUUAAAGCCACACAAUGUGCCCUGGGAGGGCCUUAGGAUAGAAUGAUGCUUCUGGGCACCCGGCUGCCCAAUCUGUGUUACUGUGAACUCCCCAUCUGUUCCCUGGGGUUUCUUUGUGUGCUGGAGGAGCCAGACCGUUAGCCCUCUGGCACCUUGUCCUGAACGGGGGGCACUCAGCCACCGUCCUGCUCAGGUGUGACCUCUCUGCUGGUGUGUAUAUCCGCGUCCACAUUGAAGGCUCCCUCUCAUGAAAAGCACUUAAUCUGUACCUGUCCCAGGAACCCUGCCCAGCCUGAGUUUGUAUGUGUGUUUCUGUGACCCUGUCCAUGAGCGUGAAGUGGAUUCCCAUUUUAUUUAAAAGUGAGUAGGGCUGGGAGAGAGCCCUUUCCUAACCAGAGGACAGUUAUCACAUCUUUGUGGAAGGCUUCUCCAGCUCUCUGUCAGAAGUUAAAGGGGUUGAGGGCUUGUGACCUGGAUGGCUUUCCACCUUCCGACUUGUUAACUUCCUUUUGUUCAAUAAAGUCCUGGAAUUUAGUCA